AUGGCGGACGCGGAUGAACGAGUCGUCCCAUCCGUCAAGGACUUCAAGUCGUCUGAAGAGGAAGACAACCCGAACAACCCCCAGAAUUGGUCCUUGACGGCCAAACUUUGCACCUACCUAACCAUCUGCUCCUUUACUUUUUUGGCGAACACCAAUUCCAGCAACUUCACUGUUGCAGUCCAGGCCAUCGUCGAGGAAUUUCACGUUAACCAAACCCAAGCGGGCUCACUCGUCUGCUUCAAUGUAUUCCUCUUUGGUGUCGGCAAUAUCUUCUGGGUUCCACUGAUGCGGGUGAUUGGCAAGCGGCCAGUAUACCUGCUCUCCAUGCUGAUGCUCUGCAUGAUGAACGUUUGGUCCAGCCGGGCCAGCAGCUAUAAUGAACUUCUAGCAUCCCGCAUCGUUUCUGGAUUUGCUGCCGCCGCAGCGGAUGCCACUGUACCUGCCGUGGUAGCAGACAUGGUCGCUGCCAAGGACCGUGGUCAUUAUAUGAUGUUUUUCCACCUGGCCAUGACUGCCGGUCUGUUUGUGGGUCCCAUGAUCAAUGCAUUCCUUGUGCAGCAGGAGGAUUGGCGCUGGAUGUGCUACUUAAUGGCUAUAGCAGUCGGCGUGGUUUUCGUGAUGUCGAUCUUCACCAUUCGCGAGACCUCGUACCUCAAGCGCCACCAAGGACAGGGCAAGCGGACUCAACUACAAUGGAUGUCCAUGACCAUCGGAUAUAACCGAGAGGCCUCAUUUUUCCAAACUCUGCUAGAUAUCUUGGCAAACGCCACCUACCCGCCCAUCCUCUGGUGUUCAUUCACUAUCGGUAUCUCUGUCGGAUGGAACAUCGUAGUCCAACUCACUUGCUCUCGCACUUUUACGAAAUCUCCUUACAACUGGGAAAUGGGCACCGAAGGAACGUUUCUGCUCUCAGGCUUCAUUGGGGCCGUGCUGGCAUUCUACCUCGGCGGCCGAUUAAUCGACAUCGUCUCGACUCGGAGUACAAUACGACAUGGGGGUAUUCGCAUGCCCGAGUAUCGUCUCCCAGCAAUUGCCAUCCCGGGCGUCAUUGGUCCUGCCGGCAUUCUGAUUUUCGGACUCUGUAUUGCACACAAGACGCAUUGGGUCGGACCGGCAUUUGGAUUUGCUAUGCAAGCAUUUGGCUUGGCUGCAAUUUCCAACGUGGCAGUCACUUACUGUCUAGAUUCGUAUAGACCGGUGACUGGCGAGGCUCUUGUCAUCAUUUUCGUUAUCCGAAACACUAUCGGGAUGCUUCUGUCCUUGUAUACAGCGAACUGGAUCGAGAAACAGGGCCCUGCACCUGUCUUUGGUGAGAUGACUGCGAUUCAAGUUGUCAGUAUUCUUUUCGCCAUACCACUCUAUAUAUGGGGCCGGCGCUUGCGUGACUUAACCUCCACAUAUGGGCCUAUGAAGCGAUUUCAGCAUGAUUAG
Penicillium argentinense is the source of this 1431-nucleotide messenger RNA. Its product is annotated as major facilitator superfamily domain-containing protein. Lineage: Eukaryota; Fungi; Ascomycota; Eurotiomycetes; Eurotiales; Aspergillaceae. The coding region runs from base 1 to 1431 and encodes 476 amino acids. The transcript has 4 exons. Gene Ontology annotation, molecular function: transmembrane transporter activity. Gene Ontology annotation, biological process: transmembrane transport. The record is from RefSeq and is a predicted model, not a curated record.